AUGGACAGUUCCGAUACGUUCCUGGCGAUUCACAUGAUGUAUGGACAAGAGGUCCAAAUACUGACCCGACACAACGGAUUGAUGCGCGCCUUGCCGCCUCGGAGCCGCCCCCCUGUUCAAAAAGUCGCAUCAACAGGCUUGAUUGAGACUCAUCGGCCCCUCUUUGCGGCUUGCGGCCCUCGAGGAUCGUGGCCACGUGUGUGA
Messenger RNA from Fusarium pseudograminearum CS3096, 204 nucleotides. RefSeq lists its product as uncharacterized. NCBI's taxonomy places the organism in Eukaryota, Fungi, Ascomycota, Sordariomycetes, Hypocreales, Nectriaceae. The coding region runs from base 1 to 204 and encodes 67 amino acids. The record is from RefSeq and is a predicted model, not a curated record. The transcript has 2 exons.